Messenger RNA from Cryptococcus wingfieldii CBS 7118, 5523 nucleotides. RefSeq lists its product as hypothetical. NCBI's taxonomy places the organism in Eukaryota, Fungi, Basidiomycota, Tremellomycetes, Tremellales, Cryptococcaceae. Bases 1 to 5523 code for a protein of 1840 amino acids. The transcript is spliced from 12 exons. The record is from RefSeq and is a predicted model, not a curated record.
AUGUCUAAAUCGCUAACUCUAUCUCUCCCUUAUUCCUCCAUCUGGACAUACGACCCGCCUUCCUCCCCCGUCUUCUAUACCAAAGGCCUCAACCGAUCGCGCGGAGAAUCACUAGGCAAAGACCACCCGAAAGAGAAAGAGAAAGAUAAAGAUUGGGAACGUGAACGUGCAAGCAAGUCCAAAUCUACAUCGCAGAGCCCUUCCACCAUCCCCCGAGCGUCCAUGACGUCCGAUCCCAUCAAGACCAAGACACCUUCAGCAAAAGCCAAAGUCCUCCCCUGGGUUCAAGGCGUACACGACUCGGAAGGCUCGAUCCCAGACGGCAUGUUUGGUCCAUACAACUCGCGGCCGGCUUCUAUGGUGGAGCAGCCUACUACGGCGCCUAGGCAUCCGUUCGCUUACACCCCCGCCUCGAGGCCGAGUUUGCCGUUCGCAGCCAUCGCCAACAACUCCAACACUGGUGCCGGCCACCAGGCGCAGAGUUCGAAGGGGCAGAGGCCGGAGAGUGAGGCGUUCAGUCGGGGGGCGGGGAUGAGGGAUCUGUCAGGUGGGCAUGUGCUGGGAGGGGUGAGGGUGAGGGGGGAUGAGACGCCUGCUGGGGAGAGUGGGACGAGCCCUGGGGAGGGGACUUUUGGUAUGGAAGGCAAGCCUGGACAGCGGACUCCACCCCCGCUAUCAAAAUCACCCCUACCACCGACGACCAAACCCCCCUCGCCCGACUCGCCUUCCAACACCAGACAAGCACAAGAACAAGAACACCACCUCCACAAACCGCACCACCCCUACCCUUUCUCCCCCGCCGAAGCGCUCGCGAAACAGCGGUCCGCAAUGGCUGAUGCCCGUGCCGCCGCGCUUGCGCAGCUGGAAGCGGCGCAGCAUAAUGCUGACGAGCUGCUGGAAGGCCAGAUGAGGGAAGUUUUGUCUAUGGACAUUACUCAAGACGGCGGAGGCGGUGGUGGUGGGGAGGGGGGGCAGAAGGAGAAGGGACCGAGACAGACGUUUGAUACGACCACAAGCGUACCGUCGUUUGGACAUAUUCAUCAUCAGAAUGGGAUGCCUAUCUCUACUCGUCCAUCCCUCCAGACCGCGCCCGACGGCUUCUUCCCGCCCUUCUCCCACGCCCAAGCACAAGGGCACACUUCAGCACCGCCAGACGUCUUUCGAAUCCCAUUCGGCGUCCCCACCGGGACACACGUCCCGAGACCAUUAAUGGUCUUACGCGAUUCCUCCGGCGGGGCUGGUGGGCUCGGGCUCGGGGGACUAGGGGGACUGGCUGCCCUGGCGGGUGGGGGUGGGCAGAGGCGGGGUGAUGAGAGGAGCGCGUAUGUUGAGACUGUGCCGGAUGUGAGUCUCUUGUUCAAGGAGGAAGAAGUGCUCUCACCGGAACAUACGCUCAGGACGGAUGGUCGGACGGAGGGAUCUCGUUCGCGCGCUGUGAGCCCGGCGGCCGCACGGACGGAGAGUCAUCUGCUACCCUCGCAUUCACAACACCCCACCGAGCGUCUAUUGCCAACGCAAGCCACCCGCGCACCGUCUUCCCCUCUCGUGCCUUCGCCCAAGCCAGCAUCCCAAGUGCCCUCCAUGGCCACCAAGACCACCGUCAGGGGGAGCAAGACUUCAAGAGCCGCAGCGAAAGAAGAAAAGAAGGCUGCGAAAGCUGCUAGCAAGGCGGGUACGGGGCGACCCCUGGCUGGUCCAGGGACCUCCGACUAUACACAAAUCCCACCUGAUUCCUACGUCUCGACAUUCCCUGGCGGUAUGCUCCCUCGCAACCAACUUCAGUCAACGCACGGGACAUCCCUCUCCAUGCCGCCUCCGCCUCAUUCUCUCCAAGUCCCCGGGUCCAACCAGACUUCUGGCAAUGGGGGUGGGAGUGGUACAGUGUAUACGGAAACGGGGGUGGGAUCGGUGCCCGUCCCGGGCUCGGGCGCGCCGCCUCCGACGUUUGCGGGUACGCAGUAUACGAGUAUGGCUGUGCCCAACGUCAGCCAGAUGGAGGCGCAUGAGCACCCGCUUGUGGCGAUGAGUGCUUGGGGACCGGGACCGGGGGGUUUGCAAGCUCAGAUUACUGGGCAAGGGCAGGGGCAGCAGGCGGGUGGGUAUGCGCCGAGUUUGCAGCCGCAGGGUACUGGGUAUGCGCAGAGUCAGAGUCAGGGGAUGCCUUCUCAGGCUGCGGCGUCUCAACAACAGGUGCAGGGUGGGUUCGCGCCGAGUCAAGCGCCGCCUGCUCCUCUGCAGAGUCAAGCUACGGGGUACGCUCAGAGUCAAGUACCUCCACAGGGUACUACGGUGUACUCUCAGGCGCCGCCUGCGUCUCUGGCUCCGCAGGCUACGGGUUAUGCGCCGAGCCAAGCACAUCCCCAGGGUACUACGGUGUACUCGCAAGCUCCUCCUGCUUCUUUGCACCCGCAAGGUACGGGGUACGCUCAGAGCCAAGUACCUCCUCUGGGUACGGUGUACUCUCAAGCCCCGCCAACGACUAUACAUCCCCAAGCAACAGGCGGCUUGCAGACUCAAGCUCCUUCGACUCAUGCUCUGACGCAAGCGCCAGGCGGGACGGUGUACACUCAAGAUCCAAGCACCAUCUUCCCCCAAGGUUUGGGAUUGGACAGGCUCGCAGCUGCGUUCCACGGCCAAGUGCCAAUGAAUUUUGGUCAGGCUAUAGCCCCUGGUCAAGCCUACAACGCAGUGGAGGAGAACCAUGAAGUCCAAGUCAACCAUUCUCCUCUCGAGUCUGGUCAAAUCGACGAAUCACUCCUCUCUCCAACACUCUCGCAGCCUUCAUCUUUACCUUCGACGACGCUAUCCAACGUCAAGCGCCUUAUCGAUUCGAGUCGGUACCACGACGAGACGCUGUGUCAGCUGCUCGAUGCUGCGAGGCUCAACCUCAUCGGGGGCGAGGCGAAGAAGGCUUUACAGCGAGCUGCUAGGGCGCGAGUCGUCGAGCUCAAAGAGCUGCGCGAGAGAGGGGAAGAAGAGGACAGAGGGGGUGAGACCCCUGGGUUUGGGAAUGGGCACUCGCACUCGCAUUUGCAUACAUUUGUGGCUACAGAGUAUGACGAAAGCCGUGAAAGUCGCGGGAAGGAAAGGAGUAAGGAGAAGAGGAGGAGGAGGUCGAAGAGUAGGAAAGGAAGGACGGCUAGUGGGAAGAGUGACAAGGCGAGGACGACUGUGGCGGUUGAGGAGAAGGAGGAAGGUGCACCCGCUUGGGCUCAGGAUAUUAUGGCCCGCCUGACUGCAUUCGACCAGCGAUUCACAGCGCUCGAAGGGCAAAAACCAACUGACCAGCCCCUUCCACUCUCGUCCCGACGGGAAGCGUACUCGCAAUUCUCGCGAGAGGUGCCAAGCGGGUUGAUCGAUGAUCUCAUCUACAACGGUCUUCCCAGUAGCGGUCCUACUGGCGGCGGUGUCGACAACUCCCAGGGCUUUCCGCAGUCUGCUGCUGUCGCUGUCGGUUCGGCUCCAACACAGUCUCAAGCUCCUCCGACGAUGGAUGGUAUUGGGGUUGGUGUUCCUCCUGGUGUAGCUCAGAGUCAGAGAGCCGCGAGCGGUGUGCCAUCGCACUACAGCCAUAUGCCUAUUCCCAACGUAUCUGCGGGUAUCACUCCAGGCCAACAUCAGCCUUCUCAGUAUGCUCCUACCCAAGCUGCGCCCUUCCAGUAUGCUCCCACCACCCAUCAAAACGCGCCUACCCUUGCGCCUACGCAGAUAUCGCGCCAGCACCACCCAGGCGCAGGCGGCGCUAUGGGCGGUCCUCGAAACGCUUCGGGCGAUUUGCUCUGGGGUUCAGAGGUCGAAUUGCCCAAGAUGGGUACCACCCCCAAGAAAGGGUUCAACGAAGGCCCGACUAUCAAUAUCCUUGCGCCUACCGAGUCUGGGCCGGGGACUAUGGCGAGGACGGUAUCGGGAAAGUCUAUUGAGACGGAGCGGCUUCGGAACGGCGGUGGUAUGGAUGCGGUGACGAAUGAUGAAGCUGUUUCUGAGCAUACGCUGCCUACUGCUGCUUUGCCGGACCCUAGGGAGAAGGACUUGCCUCCGCAGCCGGCUGAGAGCGAGCAGAGUCAGCCGCCGGGUUCGACGCCUGAUGAUGCUUUGACGAAUGCUCAGAGGAGUGUUUCUGGCACGCAUCUUGCUUCUCACGCGCCGACGACGACGGUGGCUGGGACGGUACCGAGGCAGAUGAGCCCGCCUGGGGUGGGGAGUCAGUAUGCGAGUAGCUGGCAGCCGGAUCAGUGGCCGCCGAGGUUGAAGACCAAGACUGCUGGAACGCAGCCUUCACAGGCUCGAGGUUCGCCUUCGCAGUAUACUCAACACCCCCAAUCGUCGCACAUCGUCCAAGGCUCGCCUUCGCAACUACGGCAGCAGGCUCAGACUUCCAAGUCUGUCCGAGGCUCCCCUCCCCCACCCGUGCCUACGCAAGCGUCCAACCUCACGCAAGUGGGAAUGCUUGAUCCGAACAUGCCGAUGUGGUCGGGUCAUGAGACUGCGCUAGGUACGGGCACUGUCGCGGGCCGACAGGGGACAAUGUACCACACGGCCAUUCAAACGCCUUCGUCCGUCCGUCCUCCGACCGCUUUUCCAACUCAAACUUCGAACCCGACCACUUUCCCCGCAAACAGUACUGCCCAGCCCCCGCUGCUCGAGACCAUGACAAGCCUCCAAGCAGCCUCCAACAUUCUCUCAAACGACUCACCCCCUCCCUCUAGGCGAGAUAUUCUCCGCAUCACCGAUCCUUUGGCAAGCGGGCCGAGUGGGGGCUGGCGGCCGUGGGAUCUGUUGACGCAGAGGCUGUAUAGCUGGGCGUUGAUUAUGGAGGAGAAGAGCUUUGUGAGGGCGUUGGAGGAUAUUAGUUUGGGGAGGCAGGUGGGAGAGUUUCCGUUGAGCGUGUUUAUGAUGCUGGCGUACAAGAGAUGGGUGAGAAAGACGCUGAGCGAGAAUCCGGCGGCUCCUUGUGACAAGCUCUUUGUCCCUCCUAAUCUUGCUAUUGCUAUCAACGCGGCGGUUCACGGGAGGCAAUACCGGGAAGCCAAAGAGAUCUUGUUGGACCUGUGGGACUGUGUCGGGCAGAAAGAACCUCCGAGGAUUAUUGUAGCUCUUGCUCCUCUAGGAGACGAGGUUGAUGAAUGGGCUGCCCAUCGAUACGACCUAUCCAACAAACACCUCACCUCCUACCGCGUCUCUCACCUCUCCGAAAUCAAGACCGACGGGCGUUCUUUCUGGUGGUGGGAGGUCAUUCGACAAGCCUGGCCACAAUCAAAUGUCCCUACUAUGGAAGAGUUGGAGAGCCGCGGUGGACAGAGAAUCAUCAACGAGCAUCGCGCCCCCGAAUACAAGCAUGAAAACUCGUUGUAUGCCGCCAACAUCAGUCGCAACCUUCUACUUGGCCAUCGCCCCGAACGAACCCACGACCUCACAAAGCAAAGAGAAGUGAUCUGGGCAGAGAUGAAGAGGUUGCUAGGGAAGAAGAGGAAUGGGAGGUUGAUUGUCGAUCCGGAUGCGCCCGAGCACCUCUACGACACGUGA